Mesoplodon densirostris (Blainville's beaked whale) is the source of this 1986-nucleotide messenger RNA. It is a transcript of the gene KY, whose product is annotated as kyphoscoliosis peptidase. Bases 1 to 1986 code for a protein of 661 amino acids. The record is from RefSeq and is a predicted model, not a curated record. The transcript is spliced from 11 exons. NCBI's taxonomy places the organism in Eukaryota, Metazoa, Chordata, Mammalia, Artiodactyla, Ziphiidae.
AUGGAGCUGAAGAAGGACAGCAACGCCGUAUCCAUCGACAUGCUGCUGAUCGUGCACUCGGAGAAGCGGCGCGCCGCACAGGGCGCGCACUCGGACCGCCAGGCGGACCCGGGCGCGCCUCCGCAGCGCAGAGGAGGGCUUCAAGGUGUUGGAAACGGAAUCCGGAGAUGGCAGAAAUUAGAAAGAAAUGACCUACAUGGAAACCUGGUGGAGAAGCAGCAGCCCCAGCAGCCCCAGGUCAUCACCUCCUACGACAACCAAGGGACACAGCUGACUGUGGAGGUCCACCCUCGGGAUGCCAUGCCCCAGCUGCUCAAGAAGUUCCCCUUGGCUAAACGUUUACAAGGCGAUAAAAAUGGAAACACAAGAGCCCGGCAGCCUGGAGGGAAAGACGCCCAUGCCUACCCCUGGGAUCGCUCCAGCCUGAAAUCCAUGCCCCUGGACCUGCGGCAGUUUGAGAAACUGGACACCUAUGCGUCACAGGUGACAGUCAAGAGCGGCCUGGACGCGCUGGUAAGCGACCUGCUCCAGGAGGCCCACAGUGACCUGGAGAGGGUCCGCGCCAUCUGGAUCUGGAUCUGCCACCACAUAGAGUAUGACAUCGAGGCCGCCCAGGAGAAGGACCGCCAGGCCUUCAAACCCACCACCAUCCUGCAGACCCAGAAGACCAACUGUGACGGCUACGCUGGGCUCUUUGAGAGAAUGUGCAGGAUCGCAGGCGUGCAGUGCAUGACCGUGCCUGGCUACUCCAAGGGCUUUGGCUACCAGCCGGGGCAGAGCUUCUCCGGGGAGUUUGACCACGCCUGGAACGCCGUGUUCCUGGAGGGGAGAUGGCACCUGGUGGACAGCACCUGGGGCAGCGGCCUGGUGGAUUCCACCACCUCCAAAUUCACCUUCCUCUACAAUGAAUUCUACUUCCUCACCCACCCGGCACUGUUCAUCGAGGACCAUUUCCCAGACAACAAGAACUGGCAGCUGCUCAGGCCUCCUCAGUCUCUGCGGCAGUUUGAGAAUAACAUGUAUCACAAGAGUGAGUUCUACAACAAGGGGAUGCUGAGCGCCCACCCGCAGACCUCCAUCAUCAAAACAGUGAACGGGAAGGUCACAGUCACCAUCGAGAGCUGCGCCCCGACGCUGUUCAUGUUCAUGCUCAACGGCAAGCAGGAGCACGGGCUGCUGAGCUUCAGGAAGAACGGGAUGAAGCUGGAUGUGUACCCUCCGACCGUGGGCACCCACAAGCUGCAGAUCUUCGCCAAGGGCAACUCGGAAAUCUACAGCUCAGUGCUGGAGUACACACUCAAGUGCCACUACGCAGACAUCGACGUCCGGCUGCCCGCGGAGCUGCACCAGCCCGUGGGGCCCAGCUGGUUCUCAGAGCAGAUGGGCAUCACGAAGCCGUCCCACCCCGAGCCCGUCAUCUACACCAGCGACGGGCGCUGCUCCGUCAGCUUCGGCGUGGAGGAGGGCAUCAGCGUCCUGGCAUCGCUGCACGGGGACGAUGGCCCCGUCACCGAGGAGACACAGCGGCGCUACAUCUUCCAGCUGCAGCGGGAGAAGCGGACGGAGCUGAAAGUCCAGGUGCCGCACGCCGGCAAGUUCGCGCUCAAGAUCUUCGUCAAGAAGAGGCAGGAGCCGGGCAACUACGUCUUCGUCUUCAAUUACCUCCUGUGCUGCACCAACAGCAAGGUGAACUGGCCCGUGUUCCCCGAGAGCUUCGGCAACUGGGGGCAAGACAACGAGCUACUGGAGCCCCUGUCGGGCGUGCUGCCCGCCAACCACAGCGUCCCGUUCAAGCUGAAGCUGCACGGCAUCGCCAAAGCCCUGGUAAAGGGGCAGGACACAUGGCCCCUGACCCUGAACCGCGAGGGCUACUGGGAGGGCCACUGCAGCACAGCCGGCUGCCAGGAGGUGUACGUCAUGGUGCUGGAGAAUGCCAACCACAACUUCUACUCCUACAUCCUGAAAUACGAGGUGGACGCCCAGUGA